AUGUCGCAUAUGGAUUCAGAGUCCACACCGGGAAAGAUAAGGAUCUCGGAGCGGUCUAUUUCAGGAACAAAGGCCAUCCGGAAUAUGGAAUACCCACACUACUGUGAUCUCUUAAGAAAAAUGAACAUGCCUUUUGUGAAAGGAAUUGAGGACAGACAUGACUAUGGUAGAAUUGAGAAGAAAUGCAACUCUACUUUUCUUAAAUUUCACCCUUAUCCACCUUCCACUGUGCCAGACUAUCAUUUACACUACCCUUAUCCCCCGCCUUCUGGGCCACUUUACCCGUUAUUCCCACUUCGUGAUGAUGUGCCCUUGGCUGACCCCUGCUCAGGGUUUUUGAGCCCCGGUGGCGAUGCUGAUUUAAAACCUGGCGUUGGCAGGACCAUACCAAGCCUGGUGGAUUUUAGUGACGUGAAACCUCAACAUCGAGUUCCUAGGCCAGACGCAGGAUUGCCAAGGACGCUAAAAAGGCAAAACGAUGUACCAGAAGAACUAAAGCGAGACAGGAGGUGGAAUUCCAGAGCAAUACCAGACGUUUCCAUCAGGGCGAGACUCGGAGGUUGGACGAGCCCACUGAGAGUUACCCCUUCACAACCUCGUCACGAAGGACGCUCGAUAAAUGACACAUUCACAUUCGAUGAGGAAGCAUCGUGCGCGGGUGACGGAGAACCACUUUCACACCGAGACAAGAAACACAAUGCCAAGGACUCAUUUUAUAAGUCCUCUACACAAAAAGCUUAUGAACGUGUUCCUUGGGACAAGAUGCUACCUCCGAAAGGCGACCCGGAGGGAAACAGGGCGGCCCCCGUCUCCAAGGGCUUCACGCCGAGAAGAUACGAACCGGCCCCGGCACUGACGCAGAUGGUUGGUGGACUCUGGGACAGAUUUCAAACAAGAUCUUUCUUGGCACCAGUCAAACCAGUCACUUUUGUGAGUCCAAGCUCGAGGAGCAGCUACGUUCCUCUCUACACUGGUUAUGUGCAGUCCACAAACGCCGAUGACAUUGACAACCCCUUUGGGGACAUCACAUCUCUGGCCAAGCCUCGGAGCUCUAAAAUUCUUUACACAAACACGAGUCGCUCGGCAAAUAUUCCAGGAUACGCUGCUAAGGUUCAUUUCACAGCCACCCACCCAGCAAAUUCUGAUAUUCCAGCGACGACCCCUGCGCCAGACUCCGCGGUGCACCGUGUCUUACGGGAAGAAAUGGCAGUUGACGUCUUCCGUCACCAGGCGCCGCUGUCCCACAUGGUCACAACCGUAAAACCCUACAACCCCUUCAAUAAGAAGGAAAAGGAAACAGUAGGCUACUGA
This is a messenger RNA of Pteropus alecto (black flying fox), 1311 nucleotides long. It is a transcript of the gene SPMIP7, whose product is annotated as spermatogenesis associated 48. NCBI's taxonomy places the organism in Eukaryota, Metazoa, Chordata, Mammalia, Chiroptera, Pteropodidae. The transcript has 10 exons. Bases 1 to 1311 code for a protein of 436 amino acids. The record is from RefSeq and is a predicted model, not a curated record.